AUGUGUAGUGCAGCUCGAGCAUUUGAUUUUUUUGCUGACUUAGCCGAAGAACCAACACAACUAAAGGAAGCAGUACCAGACGCAACUGAAAAAUUAGCAGAUGUAGUUUCCGAUGCAGCAACUAAUGUUAGUGAUACAAUAAGUGAUACAGCUACUGGUAUAGGAAAUUUAGUUGGAGAAGCAGCUACUAGUAUAGGAAAUAUUGUUGGUGGAGCAGCAAGCGGGAUAGGAAACUUAGUUGGUGGAGCAGCAAGCGGGAUAGGAAACUUAGUUGGAGGUGCAGCAAGCGGUAUAGGAAAUUUAGUUGGUGAUGCAGCAGAGGCCCUUGCAACUACUGAUUUAAAAGACAUAAUACCACAAACCUCUGAGUCUUCAACUGAUUUAGUACCAGCUGAGACAUCAGCUCCAGUAGAUGAUUAUCUUGAUGAUGACGGUUUUUCAAGUUUUAGAGAAUUUCUCGAAAGUACUCCUUGUUGGAAACGUAGAAUGGCUCAAGAAGCUUUACUUAAUGACUACCAAGUAGAAUC
Molecule: messenger RNA, 527 nt
Organism: Plasmodium gaboni
Lineage: Eukaryota; Apicomplexa; Aconoidasida; Haemosporida; Plasmodiidae
Product: skeleton-binding protein 1
Exons: 1
Source: RefSeq, a predicted model, not a curated record